CCCUUCACCUAGCAGCUAGGUGGAAUAAAAACCCAGAAAUAGUGGAAAUAUUGCUUGAAAAAGGUGCCAAAGUAAACGCACAAGACAAUGAAAAAUGGACAGCACUGCAUUUGGCUGCUAAUUUUAACUCAGCUUCAGACAUUGUCCAAAUGCUGCUGGAAAACAGCGCCGACAUUCAUUCACAAACUCAAUAUGGAUCAACAGCCCUUCACUUAGCAGCCAGGUGGAAUAAAAACCCUGAACUAGUGAAAAUUUUGCUUGCAAAAGGAGCAAAGGUAAACGUGCAAGACGAUGAAAAACGGACAGCACUGCAUUACGCUGCUAAAAAUAAAGAAAUUACAGAAGAAGUGUUCCAACAGCUGAUUGAAUACGGCGCCGACGUUGAUACACAAGAUCAACAAGGAUGGACAGCCUUACACAUGGCUGCUAAUUCAAAUAAAAACGCGGAAAAAGUAAAAAUAUUGCUCGAAAAAGGUGCGAAAGUAAACGCACAAGAUAAUAAAAAUUGGACAGCACUGCAUUUUGCCGCUAGAUAUAACCCAGCUUCAGAAAUUGUCCAAAUGUUGCUGAAAAACGGCGCCGACAUUCAUUCACAAACUGAAUAUGGAUCAACAGCCCUUCACCUAGCAGCCGAGUGGAAUAAAAGCCCUGAACUAGUGAAAAUUUUGCUUGAAGAAGGAGCACAAGUUAACACUCAAGACCUUUACAAACGGACAGCACUGCAUUACGCUGCUGAAAAUAAAGAAAUUACGGAAGAAGUGUUCCAACAGCUGAUUGAGUACGGCGCCGACGUUGAUGCAAAAGAACAUCAAGGAUGGACAGCCCUACACAAGGCUGCUAAUUCAAAUAAAAACGCGGAAAAAGUAAAAAUUUUGCUUGAAAAAGGUGCGAAAGUAAACGCACAAGAUAAUAAAAAAUGGACAGCACUGCACUUGGCCGCUAGAUAUAACCCAGCUUCAGAUAUUGUCCAAAUGUUGCUGGAAAACGGCGCUGACAUUCAUUCACAAACUGAAUAUGGAUUAACAGCCCUUCAGCUAGCAGCCUCGGGGAAUGAAAACCCCGAACUAGUGAAAAUUUUACUAGAAAAAGGUGCAAAGGUAAACGUGCAAAACGAUGACAAACGAACAGCACUGCAUUACGCUGCCGAAAAUAAAGAAAUUACAGAAGAUGUGUUCCAACAGCUGAUUGAAUACGGCACCGACGUUAAUACACAAGAUCAAAAAGGAUUGACAGCCCUCCACAUGGCUGCUAAUUCUAAUAAAAACGCGGAAAAAUUAAAAAUUUUGCUCGAAAAAGGUGCGAAAGUAAACGCACAAGAUAAUAAAAAUUGGACAGCACUGCAUUUUGCCGCUAGAUAUAACCCAGCUUCAGAUAUUGUCCAAAUGUUGCUGGAAAACGGCGCUGACAUUCAUUCACAAACUCUAAAUGGAUUAACAGCCCUUCAGCUAGCAGCCUCGGGGAAUGAAAACCCCGAACUAGUGAAAAUUUUACUAGAAAAAGGUGCAAAGGUAAACGUGCAAAACGAUGACAAACGAACAGCACUGCAUUACGCUGCCGAAAAUAAAGAAAUUACAGAAGAAGUGUUCCAACAGCUGAUUGAAUACGGCACCGACGUUAAUACACAAGAUCAAAAAGGAUUGACAGCCCUCCACAUGGCUGCUAAUUCUAAUAAAAACGCGGAAAUAUUAAAAAUUUUGCUCGAAAAAGGUGCGAAAGUAAACGCACAAGAUAAUAAAAAUUGGACAGCACUGCAUUUUGCCGCUAGAUAUAACCCAGCUUCAGAAAUUGUCCAAAUGUUGCUCGAAAACGGCGCCGACAUUCAUUCACAAACUCUAUAUGGAUCAACAGCUCUUCACCUAGCAGCCGGGUGGAAUGAAAAUCCUGAACUAGUGAAAAUUUUGCUUGAAAGAGGAACAAAAGUUAACACUCAAGACGAUGACAAACGAACAGCACUGCAUUACGCUGCUAAAAAUAAAGAAAUUACAGAAGAAGUGUUCCAACAGCUGAUUGAAUACGGCGCCGACGUUGAUGCACAAGAUCAACAAGGAUGGACAGCCCUCCACAUGGCUGCUAAUUCUAAUAAAAACGCGGAAAAAGUAAAAAUUUUGCUUGAAAGAGGUGCGAAAGUAAACGCAAAAGACAAUAAAACUUGGACAGCACUGCAUUUGGCCGCUAGAUAUAACCCAGCUUCAGAAAUGGUCCAAAUGUUACUGGAAAAAGGCACCGACAUUCAUUCACAAAUUCAAGAUGGGUCAACAGCCCUUCACCUAGCAGCCGGGUGGAAUGAAAACCCUGAAGUAGUGCAAACUUUGCUUGAAAAAGGUGCCAAAGUAAACGCACAAAACCAAGACAAGUGGACCGCACUGCAUUACGCGGUUAAACACAACCAAAUUCUAGAAGUGAUCCAAAAGCUGCUUGAUAAAGGUGCCGAGAUAAAUGUUGAAAAUUCUGAUGGAGAGACUCCUUUAUUUCUCGCCGCUAAGCGUAAUCGAGCGAAAGAAGUUGUUCAAAUACUGCUCGACCAUGGUGUUAAAGUAAAUGAAAGGACUAGAAAUGACGAACAAUGCGCCGCUGUAUUAGGUCAGAUGAAAAUCGACCUUUAAGUUCUUCAAAGAACUAAAUAAAAAUAACUCUGACCUAUUGAUAAUCAAUCGUAUAUUUUGUUAGUAAAAAUUGGCGUAAAGAAAAUGAGGCAAAGUUGCGGAGGGCGAUCUUUACGUUGCAAUGAAUUUCGAAGUCGAGACUUUAGGCUAGAAAGCUGCACUUUUCGAUCAGAAUGACACAGGCUCAAAUUUUCGCAUGCAUUCUCUACCAUAGACAUUUAAAUAGAAUAUAAGAGCUUUUCAAUUGUAUAUAAAAAAAUAAGUAACUUCAUUUAAGUGAAUUAUCGGAGUACUGAUGAACCUAUUAUGAGUUUAUUACAUGACAUUAAGAAAUAAACAAUUAAUAACUGUUUCGAUCCAUCUGGUAGAACAAGAAGUUGCUUUUUAAGAAUUGUAAAUGAGUUGCUGUUAUCUUAUUUUUAGUUUUAUUGUAUUACAGGUUAUGUUAAAUAUUUUGUACUUAUGUUUGAAAUAAAAAAUGUAUUCUUACUGGUUUGUUAUAAAAGA
Cloeon dipterum is the source of this 3110-nucleotide messenger RNA. Its product is annotated as ankyrin-3-like. Gene Ontology annotation, molecular function: protein binding. Gene Ontology annotation, biological process: protein localization to ciliary inversin compartment. The transcript has a single exon. The record is from RefSeq and is a predicted model, not a curated record. Gene Ontology annotation, cellular component: ciliary inversin compartment. NCBI's taxonomy places the organism in Eukaryota, Metazoa, Arthropoda, Insecta, Ephemeroptera, Baetidae. Bases 150 to 2603 code for a protein of 817 amino acids.